UCUUUAUAUAACCUAUUGUCAUUUAUAAUUUUUAUAUUACAUAUUUUUUUUAAAAAAAUUUUUCAUUCUAUUUAUAAAUGCUAUUGAUUAAAAUUAUUAUCACUUAAUCUUAGAAAAUUCAUCUUUAAAGAAGGGGUGUGAUGUUCCCACCAGAAAUAUGGUUGAUAAUAUUAAAAAAGUUAGACAGACGAACAUUAAUGGAAAUGAGAUUAGUGUCUCGUUUCUUCUAUGAUAUUGUCGAAGAGUAUUUUGAAAAAAAUAAUGUAUGGAGAAAAUUGUGUGAUGAAGACAUUUUGUUUGAAUGCAAAACACUUACAAUGCAACGAGCUCACCCAUAUGAAUUAAUAAUCCACCAAAAUCAAGUUACCGAUCCUGCUUUAUGGCGCGGAACUUUUUUCUCACAUAAAAAAUGGCGGAAAGCCAUGGAAUUGGAAGAAAAGAAAGAUUCUAUUGUUCCUUUGCCUACUUUAGGUGAAAUAAAGUGUAUUUCUACAUUUGAUAAAUAUAUCGCAGUCGCAUUUUCAUAUGGGACAAUAAAUGUUUAUACAAUCGAUGACAUAAAUAUUCCAUUUUAUAUGGCGAACCAUGACAACGAAAUAAAUCAAAUUGAAUUUUGGUAUUCCAGUGGCGAUAUACUUAUCGUGUCACUUGAUGUCGAUCACGGUAUGAGAUUUUGGGAUAUAAAUAAGCACAUAGAAAUAGCAACUGCUGGUUUUUUCGCCAAUAGUAUAAGUACUGGUGAAUGCCGUCACUUUUGUCUGGCCGAAAUGGAUGGUAUUUUAACAUCAUAUGAAAAAGUUGAUGAUCAAAUAAUAGCCGGUCCAACUUUAUCAUUUCGAUUACAAAAUGAAGAAGUUCUUGGACACUGUUUAGAUGGAAAAAAUAUGACAGCAUUGACGUAUCAUGAAGGUCAUACAAAAAUGUAUCUAUAUCAUGGAUUAAUAGAAAAUGGUAAACUGAAUAAACUACUAAUGGAUCAAGAAAAAGAUUUUAUUGAACUUCCGGACGAUCUCAAUAACUUUCUAGAGAGAAUUUCUAUGCCGACAAUUCUCUUCUUUUUUGUUAUUGGAGCUAUGAGUGUUGGAUCGACAAAUUAUUAUGAAGAUGAAUGGAACGAAUUUCAAUUAUCUGAUCAUUUUGGAUCUAAUGUAAUAUCAAUGGCACUGCACGCACAAGUUUUGAUGUUCGGCUUAGAAAAUGGUGCCAUACAUUUACUGUGGAUUAAAGAUUAUCAGGAAAUAUUGGAAUUGCAAGAGAGAAUAAAAAACUCAAGAAAAAUUCAGGUUGAUGAUAAACCGAUUGUUAAUAUAUCUGUUUUAGAAGUUAAUAAAAAUCCGUGCAUUGUUGCCCAUACUGAAGAAAAAGUUCAUUUGAUUAAUUUUUAUUAAAGCAAUUAUAUAUUUAUAACAUUUAAAAUAAUAAGUAAUUCGAUUAUGUCAUAUUAAAUAUUUUUAUGAUGUAAAAACAAUGAUAGCAAUAAAAAUAAACACGAUAACUC
Molecule: messenger RNA, 1498 nt
Organism: Microplitis demolitor
Lineage: Eukaryota; Metazoa; Arthropoda; Insecta; Hymenoptera; Braconidae
Exons: 8
Coding region: 141-1388 (415 amino acids)
Molecular function (GO): protein binding
Source: RefSeq, a predicted model, not a curated record